This is a messenger RNA of Lytechinus variegatus (green sea urchin), 2688 nucleotides long. RefSeq names its product fatty acid-binding protein, adipocyte-like. Gene Ontology annotation, biological process: fatty acid transport. The transcript has a single exon. Gene Ontology annotation, cellular component: nucleus; cytosol. Gene Ontology annotation, molecular function: fatty acid binding. Bases 900 to 1334 code for a protein of 144 amino acids. The record is from RefSeq and is a predicted model, not a curated record. NCBI's taxonomy places the organism in Eukaryota, Metazoa, Echinodermata, Echinoidea, Temnopleuroida, Toxopneustidae.
AUGUAUAUAUCAUAGGCAUGCAGCGCAUCUAGUGUCCCACUUAAGCAGGAAACACAUGCAAGAGGAAGUGCGUGUCCCGGCGAAUGGCCGGAUAAUCCCAUUAAUAUACUUGAGAUGACUCCACAGACAAUUCGAUCAUUAUCAUUUGUGAUCUAUAGUUUGCUUAUAUUGAUUGCCUUUGCGAUUGUGAGGACAUAAGCCACUGCACGAGCAGCACGACUCUCGUCUGUGGGACCAUUAGGGUGCAUCACUAUCAGAUGAUGUAGGACGUAUACUCAUCGCAUCGGGUGCAAAUUAACCCCGGUUGAUCCGCCGGCUAUAUUACUGUAAGGCUGACAAUACUCAUUAUGCGCACUUGCUCGUUAUGAUUGGAAAGGAAUUUCCUACGUACACGUUUCCCACUUUGCCGACGACCGACUAUAUAUACAUGUGAACCUCGUAAUAUACAGGCCGAUGGCAGGAAAAGUGCACGGUGUGUCGAACUUCUGUUGUUGAUUUGGGUUGAUUAUUGAUUCACUGUUUUUUUUUGAAUGGGCAAGCAAACCCCUGUGUUUCACCGGAACAAACAUCGAGUGUACACCUCGGCGAGUUACUACAAAGCCAAGGUAUAUUUAACUGUCCAUGUAGGUGAAUCCGCUGUAACGCAUUUGUAUGAUAAUGUUGUCAGGGGUUUCUUUUUAAAUUAUCUAUCUCCUGGUCUGUCAAAAACAGUCAAGCAAUACUACACUGUGAGAGUCUAGAAGUUGAAAUGUGAACACUCAGUGUUUACUAGCUUUCGAAGUUAACCUUCACCAUAAGAACACGUUGGUUUGUGCAAGGAUACACCAUUAUAUUUGAUAAGGAACUCUGGCAAAUAACAGGACCUUCAGGAAAACUUUCCUCCAAGGAACCUUACAAACAUGGUAUCGGUGAAUCUCAGUGGCUCUUGGAAGUUGGUGAGCAGUGAGAACUUGGACAAGUUCUUGAAGGAGUGUGGCGUCGGGAUGGUCCACCGGACGAUGGCAUGUAAAGUGUGUCCUACGGUGGUCAUCAAACAGGAUGGGAUGGACAACUUCGAGAUCGCCACCAAGACCACCCUGAACAAGCAGGAGAUGUGCUUCAGGGUCGACGAGGUCUUCAAGGGGAACAUACCCUGGGAGAAAUCGGACAGGGAGAUGAAGGCAUCUUGGGAAGAUGAGAAGCUCGUCAUCAGGAUGGUGGAUGACAAAGAUGGUAGCGGACCUGUGUUUUCCCGUUAUCUCGACGGGGAACAGCUCGUCUUGGCUCAGAGCAAGAAAGGAGUGGAAUCCAAGCGGUAUUUUCAGAAGAUAUUACAAACUAAAGAGAAUGACUAAAAAAAGACAUCAUUGGGGGAACAUCUCGUGCUAUCUCAGAGCAAAUUAGGUGGAAUCCAAGAGGUAUUUUCAGAGGAUACUACAAACUAAAGAUAGUGACCAAAAGAACAUUCAUUUUGGGAACGUCUCGUACUAGCUUAGCACAAGAAAGGGGUGGAAUCCAAGCGGUACGACAAACUAAAGAUGAUGAUCAAAAGAACAUUCUUUUUUGGAACGUCUCGUACUUGCUUAGCGCAAGAAAGGGGUGGAAUCCAAGCGGUAUUUUCGGAGGAUAUUACCAACUAAAGAGAAUGACUAAAAGAACAUAAUUUUGGGAACAUCUUGUACUAGCUUAGAGCAAGAAAGGUGUGAACUCCAAGCGAUAUUUUACAGAUGAUAUCCCAAACUAAAGAGAGUGACUGGAAAUAACAUCCGUCUUUUUUAAUUCUAUGCGAUAACAUAAUUAUACACUAAGGCUGAUAUUCACUUUAAUCGCUGAAAGUAUUUUAUAUUGCAAUAAUAUGUGCUUAUUAUGCAAUUUGAAUUUGUAAUCUUAUAUGUAUAUCAAAGCUAUGCAUCUGUAUAUAUUGCACAAUGAUAAUUUUAAUAUCAUUUGCCAUGAUUGUUUACGCCGCCACUGUAGUAUGCAAUCAAAAGGACUAGGCUGAAGUGCCCCUGUAUCUAAAACAGCAAUCAAAAUUAUGAUAUGUAACAAAAUUUGAAAUAAAAAUUCAUAUCGUUGCAAUAAGUAAUUGGUUAUUUAUUUCAGGAGAAAAUCCCCCUUCAAUGCUUUUCUUUCAAGGCUGUAAGAAUUAAUUUUGGUAAUUUGAAAUGUAAUAAUUGACCACGGCAGUACACUGUGUCUGAAUGUGUCAGUUUACUAAUAUUGUGAUAAUCAAUAUUAUUACUAUUAAUACUGUUAUCAUUAUCACUGGUUUUAUUAUUGUUAUUUUUAAUGCUAUUAUUAUAUCUUGAUUGCCAUGGUCGAUAUUUUUUUUCUUUACUUUUAUAAAUAUUCUUAUAUUGCAAUCAUUGGAAUCAUUUUACUGUUCUUUGAAAACAUCCUUAUCAUCAUAACUGAUCAAUUACGAUUAUGAAUAAUGUCUAUCGUAGGUCUGUGUGAAAGUAAUUGAUAUGCGAUACACAUAUACAUGUACGUGUACAAAGCCAUGAUCUUCUUUGAAUAAAAUUACGAUAUAUGAAGCAACAAACCAUUUGUAUUAAGACGAUAUCAAGGAAGUGCUGUGCAUGUUACAUAUUGCCAUCAUUUGCAAAUAUGAAGAACUCGUGUCUAUUGUUUGGAAGUACGUGUAUAUAUCAUCUUUGCGAUUCCAAGUGUAUACUCAAAUGGAAAUCGAAACUGUCAUUUCAUAGG